AUGACAGGGAGCUUCCCUGGCUUUAUUGAUGUUGUCAGGAACUUCAAUUCUCCUGCGCUACUGGAAGACAACAUGAUAAGACAGGCAAAAGCAGCUGGGAAAAGAAUAAUGUUUUAUGGAGAUGAAACAUGGGUUAAGUUAUUCCCAAAGCAUUUUGUGGAAUAUGAUGGAUCAACCUCAUUUUUUGUGUCAGAUUACACAGAGGUGGAUAACAAUGCCACAUGGCAUUUGGAUAAAGUAUUGAAAAGAGGAGACUGGGACAUGUUAAUCCUCCACUACCUAGGACUGGACUACAUUGGCCACAUUUUUGGGCCCAACAGCCCACUGACUGGGCGGAAGCUCAGCGAGAUGGACAGCAUCCUGAUGAAGAUCCACACCUCGCUGCUCUCUAAGGUGAGAGACACUCUUUUGCCCAGUUUGCUGGUUCUUUGUGGUGAUAAUGGCAUGUCUGAAACAGGAAGUCAUGGGGCCUCUUCCAUAGAGGAAUUGAACAUAUCUCUGAUUUUAAUCAGUUGUGCAUUUGAAAGGAAACCUGGUGACCUCUGACAUCCAAAGCAUGUCCAACAGACUGAUUUGGCUGCAACACUAGCAAUAGGACUUGGUUUGCUGAUUCCAAAAGACAGUGUAGGGAGUCUUUUAUUCCCAGUUGUUGAAGGAAAACCAAUGAGAGAACAGUUGAGAUUUUUACAAAUAAAUACAUUGCAGCUUAGCAAAUUGUUGCAAGAGAACAUACCAUCAUAUGAAAAAGUCAUUGUGUUGAGCAUCGGACUGUUGCAACAUCUAUAUCCUAAUGAAAAGCUGAAGAACAACUAUGAGCACCUCAGGUAUCACCAGUCCCAACUGAAGGGGAAGCUUCAGGUCCCCAUGAUGGAGAAGGUGGCCUUGCAGCUCCGGCUCAAGACAUCCAAGCUCCUGCCACAACAAGUGCAUGCUUUGAGGGAGGAGAAUGGCCUGAGUCAGGUCCAGGAGCUGGAGACCUGCUUGGCCAAUGUAAGCAGGUGGACAGCUGAGCCUCCAUCCCCGGAGUCUCCAGCAGGGCUCUGCAAGGAAGAGUGGUGGCUGCAGGUGGAGGCUGAGCAGCUGCAGGAGCAGCUGGAGAGCUUGGUGGGUCAGCUGCAGGCUCAG
This is a messenger RNA of Galeopterus variegatus (Sunda flying lemur), 1125 nucleotides long. Its product is annotated as GPI ethanolamine phosphate transferase 2-like. Gene Ontology annotation, biological process: GPI anchor biosynthetic process. Lineage: Eukaryota; Metazoa; Chordata; Mammalia; Dermoptera; Cynocephalidae. Gene Ontology annotation, cellular component: endoplasmic reticulum membrane. The record is from RefSeq and is a predicted model, not a curated record.